UUUACUACUCACAGUCACAGUACCUGCUGCUCACUCAGAAUUCAAAAGCUCAGAUAUUUACAAUCUAGGGUUUCAUUAAACCCUAAAAUUAGCGAAGAAUCGUUGCAGAGGAGAUGUAUAAUGGGUCCGGCGACGGCGAAGCCUCGGCUUCGAAGAAGAUCCCGCCGGCCACUUCCAUGCUUUGGAACCGAAAGCUUCGGCGCUUCAUCGAAUGUGGCACCGGUCGAGCUUUAAUGGAGCUCGAAACAAAAAGAACUUUGCUAGAUAUGUUUAAAGAGAAGCAACAAAAGAAUGCUGAAUCUGGCUCCCUACCAAGCUUUUAUAAGAAGAAGCAAUCAGAUCUUUUGCUGAACGCUGAUGAUUUAGAUGCUAUGUGGGUGUGUUUAAGACAGAAUUGUGUUAUUGAUGAUGCCACUGGUGCUGAAAAGAUGAACUAUGAAGAUUUUUGCCACAUUGCCUCUGAAUGUACAGAACAGAUGGGCUCUAAAUGUCGGCGGUUCUUUAGCCCUUCAAAUUUCAUGAAGUUCGAGAAAGAUGAGUCAGGAAGAAUUGCUAUUCUGCCCUUUUAUCUUUACGUAAUGCGUAUGGUUUCACUUACCCAGGUAAGGAUUGACAUGAGUGAGCUUGAUGAAGAUUCUGAUGGAUUUCUUCAACCUCAUCAAAUGAAGACCUACAUAAGUGGGCUUAUUCCUAAUCUGGCACAACUUAGAGACAUGCCUGAAGCCUUUAUUUCAAUGUACUGCUGCAUAGCUGCGCACAAAUUUUUCUUCUUCUGUGAUCCACAUAGACGAGGCAAAGCAUGCAUAAAGAAAUUGCUGCUCAGUAACGCUCUUCAGGAAUUAAUAGAGCUGCAAGAGGAAAGUGAGGAAGAAGUGACUGACACCGAACAAGCAGAGAACUGGUUUUCAUUGACAUCAGCACAACGUAUAUGUGAUAUGUUUCUUGCCCUCGAUAAAGAUAUGAGCGGUACAUUAAACAAGCACGAACUCCGAGCAUAUGCAGAUGGAACUUUGACAGAUAUAUUCAUUGAGAGAGCUUUCGACGAGCAUAUCGGUCGUGGAAAAAAUGGAGGUAAUGGUCGUGAGAUGGACUUCGAAAACUUUCUUGACUUUGUUUUGGCCCUAAAAAACAAAGAUACCGAAGAGGGAUUGACAUAUUUGUUCCGUUGUCUCGAUCUCCAUGGAAGGGGAUUUCUCACUACAGCUGAUAUUCACACACUCUUCAGGGAUGUACAUCGAAAGUGGAUAGACGGUGGGAAUUAUGAGCUGUGUAUUGAAGAUGUACGGGAUGAAAUAUGGGAUAUGGUGAAGCCAGCUGACCCUUUAAGAAUUCCACUAGCAGAUUUGUUAUCUUGCAAACAGGGUGGUACAGUUGCCAGCAUGCUCAUAGACGUCCGCGGUUUCUGGGCUCAUGACAAUAGAGAGAAUCUUCUCCAAGAAGAGGAAGAACCAGAAGAAGAAUGAGACUAUCUUAAUUGUGGCUAGAAUUCAGUUUGUACACUGUGUUGUAGGGGUUUCUGAAUGCUGAUUGACAACUAGGUUAACUUGUAGUAGAACACUACUGUGGGCACUGACUUAAAACUAAAUAUUAGAACUACUGCGGCCGCUGACUUAAAACCGAAUAUUCUGUAUGUUGUAAAUCUAAAGUGUAUGUAGGAUGGCUGUGCAGAUGAAGUGCAGAGAAGGAAUCAGAUCCUUUCUUAUGAUGCUAAUAUCGAUCUAUAGGGCCUGUUAAUGUUA
Messenger RNA from Daucus carota subsp. sativus, 1739 nucleotides. RefSeq names its product probable serine/threonine-protein phosphatase 2A regulatory subunit B'' subunit TON2. Gene Ontology annotation, biological process: microtubule cytoskeleton organization; regulation of dephosphorylation; cortical cytoskeleton organization. Lineage: Eukaryota; Viridiplantae; Streptophyta; Magnoliopsida; Apiales; Apiaceae. The record is from RefSeq and is a predicted model, not a curated record. The transcript is spliced from 11 exons. Gene Ontology annotation, molecular function: calcium ion binding. Gene Ontology annotation, cellular component: spindle; centrosome. Bases 114 to 1463 code for a protein of 449 amino acids.